Messenger RNA from Cheilinus undulatus (humphead wrasse), 4636 nucleotides. Its product is annotated as constitutive coactivator of PPAR-gamma-like protein 1 homolog. The record is from RefSeq and is a predicted model, not a curated record. Bases 259 to 3441 code for a protein of 1060 amino acids. Lineage: Eukaryota; Metazoa; Chordata; Actinopteri; Labriformes; Labridae. The transcript is spliced from 17 exons. Gene Ontology annotation, cellular component: nucleus.
CUCUACCAGUCAGGCUCACACAACCUUAGACAUGGCACCGUGAACCGACACAUGGCAGCCUGAAGCCAUGAAACAAAAACUCACCAAAAACUGAAGAUGUCUUAAUAUUAGCAAAUGUCGGUUCUAUAAAAAAACUACUUCACCUCCUGCAAUAUCCUCAACUCAGCUGCUAACCGGUUGUCAGUAAAUGUCAGGGUGACAGGCGGACUACUACCCCUGCUGUUUGAUUUCGUGAAUUCUGCAGGACUUCUUUUCAACAUGGGUGUCCAGGGCUUCUUAGAAUACAUUGAAAAGCAUUGUCCCAACGCCGUGGUGCCGGUGGAGCUCCAGAAGCUAGCCAGGGGGAGUAUGGUUGGAGGUGGCCGGCAGAGACCCCCUCAAAGUCCGCUGAGAUUACUAGUGGACGCCGAGAACUGCCUCCACCGGCUCUACGGAGGCUUCUACACCGACUGGGUCAGCGGGGGCCAGUGGAACCACAUGCUGGGCUACUUGGCCGCCCUCUCCAAGGCCUGCUUCAACGGCAACAUUGAGCUCCUGGUGUGCUUCAAUGGCGCCCUAGAGAAAGGCCGUCUUCACGAGUGGGUCAAGCGACAGGUGAACGAGAGGCAAACCGCGCAGCAGAUCAUAAGCCACGUCCAGAACAAGGGAACCCCCCCGCCCAAAGUCUGGUUUCUCCCCCCUGUGUGCAUGGCCCACUGCAUCCGACUGGCGCUCCUCAGGUUCCGCGUCGGGGUUGUCCAGAGCAUCGAGGACCACCACCUGGAAGUGAUAGCCUUAUGCAGGGAGAACGGCUUCCACGGCCUGGUGGCCUACGACUCCGACUACGCUCUGAGCAACAUCCCAUGCUACUUCAGCGCCCACGCCCUCAAACUGAGCCGCAACGGCAAAAGCCUCACCACCAGCCAGUACCUGAUGCACGAAGUUGCACGGCAGCUUGAUCUCAACCCAAAUCGUUUUGUCAUUUUUGCAUCGCUUUUAGGAAAUCACAUUCUGCCUGAUGACGACUUGGCUGCCUUUCACUGGAGCUUACUUGGUCCAGAACAUCCAUUAGCAUCUUUAAAGGUGCGUGCCCACCAGCUUGUGCUUCCACCCUGUGAUGUUGUUAUCAAGGCUGUGGCCGACUAUGUCCGCAACAUCUCUGAUAUCACUGACCUAGAGGCCAUCGCAAAGGACAUCUUCAAGCAUUCACAGUCGUGCAGUGAUGACAAAGUCAUCCGAUUCAAGAAGGCAGUGGAGUACUAUUCAGAGGCCAGCAAACCCCCUCACUUCCCUCUACAGUUUGUCAGACCAAAACCCAUGGGAGUGCCUGCUGCAGUGCCAUCUCCAAAGAUGCUCAACAUUCCACAGGUGCCGCUGCCCAUGAAACCUGGGGUCCAUCUCCCAUUCUUAGAGCCUCUGGUGGACCCCAGCCUUGCUCUGGACUCUGUUGAGAGAGGCCUCACUGAGCAGAACAGUUUUAGCAACAUUCCUCAUGAAGGGAAGCACACGCCGCUUUAUGAGAGGUCUUCUCCAAGCAACCCAGGCAAGGCCAGCAGCCCCAACCACACACAGGCCGCUGUCUUCAACAACUCCUCUGCAUCUUCCUCCUCAGAGAAUGAUGAGAGCUCAGGCACAACUGCCAAUCAUCUUAGUGACCAUAAGGGAGGCUGGGAAAAAAAUGGACAUACUCCACAUUCUCUAAACCCACCAGAGGGAGACCUGGGGGACCAAACAAAAGGUGACCUCUAUGCAACCUACGCUGCUAGCCCAGAGUCACAGCAGGGGGGUCUCCACAGCCCCAAUGUCCAGAUCCCCUCCCUACUCUCGAUGCCCACCAGGAACCACAUGGACAUCACCACCCCUCCUCUUCCUGCUGUGGCCCCCGAAGUCCUGCGGGUGGCUGAGCACAGACACAAGAAGGGCCUUAUGUACCCCUACAUCUACCAUGUUGUCACAAAGGGGGAGAUAAAGCUAUCUGUCACCAUUGAAGAUGAAGCUAACAAAGACCUGCCUUCAGCUGUGCAGCUGUUUCGUCCCAUCCGUCAAUAUGUUUACGGAGUGCUCUUCAGUCUGGCAGAGGCCAGGAAGAAGGCUGAGAGACUCGCCAUGAGGAAGAACUGCCUCCCUGAAUAUACACACGUCCUUGUCAAAGAGUGGGCCGCCUACAAAGGCAAAUCUCCUCACACUCCAGAGCUGGUGGAGGCUCUGCCAUUCAGGGAGUGGACCUGUCCUAACCUAAAGAAGCUGUGGUUGGGGAAGGCCGUAGAGGACAAGAACCGCAGGAUGAGAGCGUUCCUGGCCUGCAUGCGCUCUGACACUCCUGCUAUGCUGAACUCUGCCAACGUCCCCAUGCCUUUAAUGGUGCUGUGCUGCGUGCUGCGGUUUAUGUUACAAUGGCCAGGAGUAAGAAUUUUGCGUCGUAACGAACUUGACGCUUUCCUAGCCCAAGCACUUUCUCCUAAACUUUAUGAGCCUGACCAGCUGCAGGAACUGAAGAUUGACAACCUCGACCCUCGAGGAGUCCAGCUGGCUGCUCUGUUCAUGAGCGGAGUGGACAUGGCUCUGUUUGCCAACGACGCGUGCGGGCAGCCUAUACCCUGGGAGCACUGCUGUCCAUGGAUGUACUUUGACGGCAAGCUGCUUCAGAGUAAACUCAACAAAGCCAACAGGGAGAAGGCCCAGCUCAUUGACCUCUGUGAUGGUCAGGUCGAACUGGUUGCCAAGGCGGAGAAGAUGCGUCAGAGCAUCCUUGAAGGUCUAAACUUCACUCGACCACCUCAUCCUCCUCCAUUCCCCCCACCGCCAAUUCCACCUCCUCACGGGAUGCCUUUCUACCCUCCCGCUGGCUCCUUCUUCCCCCCACCUCCUAUGAUGCCUCCUCAGGGGAGAGGCAGAGGGAUGCCUGGACUUCAAGGAAUGUCGUCGCAGGGUGGGAAGCUGGAGAUAGCCGGCACUGUUGUGGGUCAGUGGGCUGGAGCUCGGCGCGGCAGAGGAAGAGGAGGCUUCCCUGUCCAGGUGGUGUCUGUGGGUGGACCAAACCGAGGUCGUCCCAGAGGUGUGAUUUCAACACCCGUCAUCAGGACGUUUGGACGAGGAGGAAGGUACCACACUCGAGUCUUCAAGAGUCAGACAGGGUAUCUGCCCAGUAAGCCGUCUCAUAAGCCAGCUCAUACAUUUGGACACGAUGCAGUGAAAGAGAGAAAGAGGUCCAAAGCAGAGGAGAAAAAAUCCUCCGCUGCACCAUGCGAUGGCUCGACAACGGAGAAUGGUGUGGAGGACAAAGAGCUGGGCCAGCUGAAUGGAGAUAAAGAUGAAAGCGGGGCUCCCAUACAACCUGAAAGUGCCUUUACAAGUGACUCCAAGACGUGCAAUUCUAAUCCUCACUUAAAUGCACUAAAUGUAGACAGCGGCUGCCAUAGAGAUGAAGGUCUAGAGGCCGCUGUCUUGAGUAAAGAAGAGUAAGCCUAUUUUUUUAGAGAGGGACAGGGAUGAAAGAUGGAAAAGCAUUGAAUCUGGAAAUUUGAGAAUAAAACUCAGUUCCCUCUCAAUACAGAUUUAUUAUUCUCAUAGUUUAAAGAGUUGUUAACUCCCAUCACCGAAGUUUCUGCUUGUUAACAAGAACACUACUAUUCCUUUGUAUUAGGAUAUUAAAUCUUCAAAAGCUUUACUUUUGAAGCAUCUUAGUUCUUAUUGGUUGAUACUCUUAUUUGACCCGUGUUAUAUGUUUGCAGUAGGUAAUCAGUUUGUUAUUGUCAUGGUAACUAAGAAAAGGAAACUGCAACACGACUGCCUUGGUUGCAACUUUUACUUUGAUUCAUGUACAAGCAACUGUGUCCUUUAGUUCAGAAUAACUCCAUGUAUUUUCAGUGAUUUAUCCGUAGCAUUUCAACAAGUUGCUCAAAAAAAUCAGACACAAGAUCCUGUCAGUCUCUGACACUCACCUUCUUGAAUCAAAAAUCAAGCUGUAGUAUGAUGGCUUCAACAAAAAAACCCUUCUCUGCAUGGUUUAACUGGUGUGUAGUUAUUAUGCAUGUGGUCUUUUCUUCUUUCAUCACAGGUACUGUGCCUAUUGCAAAUGAAUGCAAUGGCUAAUAUCACUGGUAGCCCUUAAAAGUUGUUAACCGUUGUAACUGAUUUGUUCUGACCUUGAUUUGUUUGUGAUACUGAUCUCUGUUGCAUUUAAUUAUAAAAAGCAAAAGUUAUCUAGCCACUUUGAAAUAGUGAAGUUACACAAUAUUGUUCUUUGUUGUUUUCUUCUUGCAUUAAUCGAAUAUCUGAACGUACCCCUUAAAAAGCGUCUAUCAGAAUCACUCCUUAUGAAACUCAAAGCAGCACACUCCACCAUCAGAUUAAGACUUCACACAUCUGGGGUAAUCACUUUAGUGCUCUGUUUUAGUGGUGGUUUAAGUUCCUCUUCUCCUACACCAGAGUUGUCAUUUAACAUCUCAACUUAAUUGUCCUUCUCCUCCUUCACUAGUGAUCAGAUAAACGGUGUAUUCCCUCAGUCCCCCUGCAAGAGCUCAAUAGGUAACCUCUGUAAGUUGGAUCAGUUUCUUCCUGACUGAUGGAUUGUUAAAGGAUGAACUGCUGUUGGGAUUGAUUGGAUGUUGAUGGAUUGUGGUGGAUGUAUUUGAAGAAACUUAGCUACAAAGCUUAA